Molecule: messenger RNA, 560 nt
Organism: Drosophila nasuta
Lineage: Eukaryota; Metazoa; Arthropoda; Insecta; Diptera; Drosophilidae
Gene: JTBR
Product: jumping translocation breakpoint protein JTBR
Exons: 1
Coding region: 96-560 (154 amino acids)
Biological process (GO): mitotic cytokinesis
Cellular component (GO): membrane; centrosome; cytoplasm
Source: RefSeq, a predicted model, not a curated record
CCCUGGUUAAACAGCUGUGAAAAAACAGACACAAAAAACAGACACAUCGACGACGACGAAUUUACGAAUUAGUUAAUUUUAUAAUUGUGCACACAAUGCUCGAGAACUGCCAGAGGCAUCACAUGGUCCUGGGCCUUGGCGCCCUCACCCUCGUCACCAUUUUAGUGCUGAUUGUGGAAUCCCGAUACGCUGCGGAGGGCAGCGUGGCACGACGUCGUAACCAGCAGUUUGUGAUUGAGAAUAAUUCGACGUGCUGGAAACACGAGCCCUACACCGUGGUCCAGGAGUGUCAUCCGUGCUCAGACUUCGACAUCGUCAGCCGCAGUUUGGGCGUAUGCAUACACACACACUACAAGGAGGUGUUGCGCUGUCAGAGUGGCGAAAUUGUGACGAAGAGCUGUGAUCGUGUGGCGUUAAUCGAGCAGCGCAACUUCCUCAAGUUCGAGCUGUUUACCUUUGUGAUGGGCGUAAUCACAUAUUUGGCAAGCUAUGCUCGAGAUCGAGUGCUCUCCCGCCGCAAUUAUAUGCGCAUCGAACGCCAGUUGAAUCGGGUGCAGUAA